This is a messenger RNA of Limulus polyphemus (Atlantic horseshoe crab), 1246 nucleotides long. RefSeq names its product tensin-3-like. The record is from RefSeq and is a predicted model, not a curated record. The coding region runs from base 89 to 1246 and encodes 385 amino acids. Lineage: Eukaryota; Metazoa; Arthropoda; Merostomata; Xiphosura; Limulidae. The transcript has 11 exons.
GAAGAAAAGCUGCCUCGGUUUAUCAUGGAUAUCACCUACGUCACUGAACGUAUCAUCGGUCUUGAAUUUAUCUGAGCAAACAGAAGAGAUGAUGGAGCUGAGCAGUCAGAUCCAGGAUUAUGGGUGGCCAUCAGAUUUGGCACCAGAAUUAGAAAGACUCUUCAAAAUAUGCGAUACGAUGGAUAGGUGGCUGAAAAAUGACCCUCAUCACACAGUCGUGUUAAAUUGCAAGGGUGAUAGAGGAAGAGUUGGUGUCGUAAUUGCAGCUUACAUGUCUUACAGCAACAUGAAGGCAGGUACCGAACAAGCUUUAGACCAAUUUGCUAUGAAGAAAUUGUAUGAUGAUAAAUUCUCCCAAAGAAUGCACCCCUCACAAAUGAGGUAUGUUCAAAACUUUUCACGACUGUUAACUUCAGCGAUUCAAGCAAACAAGGCUGUAUUCUAUCUUAACCACAUUGUAAUACAUGGGACCCCUAAUUUCGAAUCAAAAGGCUAUCGACCAUUUGUCAAGAUUUAUCAAGGAAUGAAGCCAGUUUAUACAUCUGAUGUGUACAGCACCGUCACUGAAAAAACACAAAAAGUUGUAAUCACAAUAAAUCCAAGUUUACCACUAUGUGGUGAUGUCAUCAUAAAGUGUUACCACAGGCAACAAAAGUCAGCUGGAAAAGAGACUGUGUUUAGGGUUCAGUUUCACACUUGGACACUAGAUCAGAAUCACCUAAUUUUCUUGAAGAAUGAGCUUGAUGGUGCUGUUUCAGAUUUCAGAUUCCCAAUUGAUGGUAAGGUGGAACUUCAGUUUUCUUCUCAUCCUGAUGGUUUCAGAGGGAAUGAUUCUGUUCACAGUACUGUAGCUCCAACAGAUUAUUCUGAUUUCAAUGUCAGGUGGGAUUCUUACGGAAAUUUCAUCAUUGAAUCUCCAAAUAAAGCAGAGUCACCUAAUACUGUAGAACCUUUUGAUGGCAGUCUUUGUACAACCAUAAGUAAAAAUUCAACUGUCAAGGAUUUUCCACAGACACAUGUGAGUGCUAAUUGUGAAGGAUAUGGUGAGCAGGUUGGAUCUCGAGCCACUAGUCGAGACUCUGGAAUUUCUUCAGCAUCGGGUGUUCAUGGAUAUUCUUCACUUAGUGUUGCAAGCCAGCCGCAGUCACCUGAUUUGAUUAAUGAACUUACUAAUCAACCUUCUUUUAACAUUGCUGGUAAGAUGGAUCCUAUUAUUUCAGUCAGCUUCCGGGGCCUUUUAUUGUAG